Aspergillus puulaauensis is the source of this 429-nucleotide messenger RNA. RefSeq names its product cupin domain-containing protein. The record is from RefSeq and is a predicted model, not a curated record. Bases 1 to 429 code for a protein of 142 amino acids. The transcript has a single exon. Lineage: Eukaryota; Fungi; Ascomycota; Eurotiomycetes; Eurotiales; Aspergillaceae.
AUGAGCCAACCCAAAACCACCCCCAUAAUCCUCCCCGAACAAAAAAUCACCUCCCAACCCGCCGAGUCCUUCCCUACCCCCUCAAACGGCCAUGUAACCUGGCGCACCCUCCUCUCAACCCCCCAAACACCGAGCAGCGACAUGUGCGCCGGUCUCGCAACCUGCCCGCCCCGAACCGGCUUCCUCGCGUGCCACCGACACACCCAAGCCGAGAUCUACUACAUCACAUCCGGGUCUGGGGUGGUGGUUAUCGACGGGUCUGAAUAUGUGGUUUCGAAGGGGGCGGUGGUGUUUAUACCUGGGGAUGCAGAGCAUGGGGUUAGGAAUGAGGGAGGUGAGCCGUUGGUGUGGUUUUAUGUUUUCCCUACGGCGGGGUUUGGGGAUGUGGUUUAUCGGUUUAGCCAUGAGGAUAAGAAGGCGAAGCUGUGA